Molecule: messenger RNA, 9092 nt
Organism: Lepisosteus oculatus (spotted gar)
Lineage: Eukaryota; Metazoa; Chordata; Actinopteri; Semionotiformes; Lepisosteidae
Gene: hivep1
Product: HIVEP zinc finger 1
Biological process (GO): regulation of transcription by RNA polymerase II
Cellular component (GO): nucleus
Molecular function (GO): RNA polymerase II cis-regulatory region sequence-specific DNA binding; zinc ion binding; DNA-binding transcription factor activity, RNA polymerase II-specific
Source: RefSeq, a predicted model, not a curated record
UAGAAAGUGAGAGAGGAGGUAAAGGGGAAAGCGGACCUUUCUCAAUUUUACCGUAAAGGUUCGCCGUAAAACAAAACAAAGCCCCGAGAUUCAUAAAGCUCACGCUCACAAGCCGACAUUGACCCGACAGUGACCCGGGACGGCGGGGGAGGUGGGAGCUAGGGGGCUUCACUCUUCCUCAGCCGAAAAUUCGCAAGCAAGGCAAUGACGCACCCAUAUCUGCGCCUGUGACCAGAGGAAUCAUGCCUCGAACAAAACAGAAUCAUCCAAAAAACCUGAAGGAUAAGAUUGAAGAAGCUCAGAAAGAACUUAAAGAUCCCGAUGAUUCACAAAAAGGUACCAAUGAAAAUGGCAGAAGAGGUACAGAUGCUGUUAAAGGUUUAAAACGAAAGAAGGUGGUGACUGAAAACCAUCUGAAGAAAAUUCCCAAAUCGCCGGUGAAGAAACCUUCACAGACAAAAAUCUCUGCAUCCACAGCAAAGGCAGGCACACCUUCGUCUGCUUUCCCCAGCUCUUUAAAUAAUUUAAGCACUUCUCCUGUGAAGAAUGGAAACCUGGAAGAUGACAAACACAUGCAGAAACCCCCCCAGAGCAAAGCAGUGAGCAGUGAAGCAGCUUUGAAAUUGGACGAUGGUGAGGGACUAAUGCAGACUGAGGCAUCUGUGGGUCAGCAGCAGCCAUUUGACCCCUGCCAGGGGCAGGAAGCUGAAGAGCAGCAGCAGGGGGGCAAAUCACAAUGGCGAGUAAAAGAUAAACCCUCCUUGCUGCAAGAAGUCACAACCAGACAGCCUCCCACUGCUUCCAUGUUAAGUGAAACUUGGAGCUGUAAGUCCAGUGGCAGCCCACCUGGCAUUUCAAACAGUGCCUCUCCUUCACAUGCCAGUGCUUCGCUUGAAGUUUUGUUAAAAGCCAUGGAGCCAGACCUCAGCUCAUUGACACAGAAGAAAAGCUCCCUUUCCAUUGCUCCAGCUGGCAAUCCUGGACCAAUCCAGGUCCAAUCCACUGGACAGACCACUGGAAUGUCCAGUGUGAAUAUGAGGGUCCAACAGCUGCCUUCACUGUCACAAUCUGAACUUCUUUCGGGACAACACUUGUAUUCCAGUAUUCCACAGACUGUGCAAAUACCACCAGCUCUAAAAAGUGGGCAAGCACUUAAUCAGACAGUGUCUCAGCUGCAUUAUCAGCACACUCCAGUUCUUUCAACGGGUGGGCAACAGAAUCCUCAGAAAACUGUGCAGGAUUUCACGCAGUCAGCUACCCACCAUCAGAAAAGCCAAGAAAAGCAUGGCUUUCAACAGUCUUAUAAUGUAGCACCAAUGCCUUCAGUGAAUCAUGCGCCUGUUCCAUCAGGUCCUCAGGCUCUUUCACAGAGUCAGCCAGUGGUCCACACGUGCCAGUCUGCCUCUGCUAGUGUGCCCAGUAAUCAAGUCCAAAUGGCCACUAUUAUAAACCCUGCAGUGGAAACAAUGUGCAAUAUCUCUGUAAAGGACCAGAAACCCAAAAAACAAGGAAAAUAUGUUUGUGAAUACUGUAAUCGGGCUUGUGCCAAACCUAGUGUCCUGCUGAAGCACAUACGAUCUCACACAGGAGAACGACCCUACCCUUGUGUCACAUGUGGGUUUUCCUUUAAGACAAAAAGCAAUUUAUAUAAGCACAAAAAGUCCCAUGCGCAUGCUAUAAAGCUGGGCCUGGUCAUACGGCCGGAUUCCAGUAGUGGGAUACUGUCACAAGAGUCUGACAAAGCACUUGGUACACAUUCUGACGUGGAGGAAAGUGGAGAAAGCGACGAUGAAAGCACAGCUGAUGAAAGGAAUUUGGACCCAGAAUCCUCACAAAGCAGUCUUACAGCCCUCUCUGAGAGCAGUAUGCAGAAUUCUAGCUCCACACAAGGUAACCUUUUGGAUGAGCCUCUAGCUGCUUAUGAGAUUGCAAAAUCAGGAACCAAUCAAAACUCAUCGGAACCCAAAGUAACAGCUGCUUUACCAAAAGUAGUUGUUUACCCGGUGAAUGUUUCCCCUUUGCGGGCUGACAGUCCUCGAGUAAUGGAUUCUGCCCCGGAGCUUUCUACAGCACAGAGGCAAAGAGAUUUUCAGACUGCAAGUAUAAGGUCAAAUGUAAUGGUAUUGUCUUCUUUAAAGGAAGUUGAUGGAAAUAGCCUUCAGCAGGAAUCUGUAAGUGACGAUGAGGACCAGCCCCCUAAGUCACCCCCAGGAGGAGGGCAUGCCCAGUUGCAAAGACAGCAAGCAACAGACUUCUCUCAGCAGCAGCAAGGCAAAUGCCUGUUAAGCCCACGGAGUUUAGGGAGCACAGAUUCUGGUUACUUUUCACGGUCAGAAAGUGCAGAUCAAACAAUGAGUCCUCCUAGCCCCUUUGUUAAGAUCAUUUCAGCUGUGGAGAUGGAUGUCAAUAAGAGCCCUUUGACUGGAAUACCUUCUGUAGUAAUGUCAGCAAACUACGCAGAGAAAUUGUCAGCUGUACCAGGCCAGAUGCGCCCACCUCUAGAGACAAAAUCUCUUGAAGAGCGCAUUUCUAAGUUAAUAUCAGACAAUGAAGCACUGGUAGAUGAUAAACAGUUAGAUAGUGUCAAACCAAGACGGACCUCUCUCUCAAGAAGAGGAAGUAUAGAUUCUCCAAAAUCGUACAUAUUUAAAGACUCUUUUCAGUUUGACCUUAAACCAAUGAGCAGAAGGACAAGCUCAAGCUCUGACAUACCAAAAUCUCCUUUUACCCCUACAGAUAAAUCUAAACAAGUAUUCCUUUUAUCAGUCCCUCCUCAAUAUCCAUCCAUGGACUGUUUACCAAUAACCAGAAGCAAUUCCAUGCCCGCAACACCUGGAUACUCAGCUCUUCCCCCUAACGUAGCACCUGGAACCCAUCCACCUCGAUGUCAGUCAUUUGAUGAGAAAAUUGGAUCAUUUAAUGAUGAUGUAUUCCUCUCUGGCCCUCCCACCCCAAAUCCAGCUGUUCACCCUCGAACGCUAGUAAGACAGACAGCAAUUGAAGACUCUUCAACUAGUGAAGGCCAUAGCCUUGCUUCAACAAGGUCUGUAGAUGAAAGUUACCAUGGAUCCACCUUGGCAGCAGAAAUUAUGCCAAGAAGUAAGUCAUUUGAACAUGGGCCUGGUCCAGAGAAAACUAAAAAGUCUCAACAGAGCCGAGGGACAAUGUAUGAGUGUGAAACAUGUCGAAACCGGUAUAGAAAACUGGAGAACUUUGAAAAUCAUAAAAAAUUCUACUGCUCUGAGUUGCACGGACCAAAAAGCAAGACUGUAUCAACCCGCGAGACAGAUCAGGAUACCGUUCCACGCAACACACAGCCCCAUGUCUUUCACUACAUAGUUACAGGUGCCUCAGGUGUGCUGGAGCAGCCACCUUUAAUAAGAAAAAGAAGAAAAAUGAAAAGUGUUGGUGAUGAUGAUGAGCAAUCCCCAACGGAAACCACAGCUCCUAGCUCUGGAAGUUUUGAUUCUGUCUCAAGCCAAAUGCUUAAAGAUGUUCAGGGUAGAGUUUUCUCCUCGCAUGCCUCUGUAAUGGUAGAUCCUAAACCUACUAGUAGCAAAGCACAAACCUCUCAAGUGCAGCUUGUGGCAAGAGGGACAGAAACAGUAGAUUCAAGACUGUCUCCUAUCAGAGAAGCUCAGAUAAGUGUUACCGGUAAAGAAAGAGGAGACAUAAAGAGACAGGGCAGUGGCAUUUCAGUAAUUCAACACACUAACUCAUUGAGCAGGCCCAGUUCAUUUGACAAAUCAGAAUCUUUUGAAAGAGGUUCGCCUGUGAAUUUACAGGAAAAAGAAAUCCAGAGUAAAACUAAACCAAUGCCUAUAUCUAGGGUUACUACUAGCAAAGAUGGACAUUCUGAGUUGGCCCCUAUACAGAAACAACCUGUUACUCCAGAAAAGCCAAGGGCUGACCAGCAUGAUGAUCGCAUAUCAGUUCCUUGUGAGAAUGUCGUUCCUGUACAGCAAUCAAGACUCGUUCGGCAAAACAACAUUCAAGUUCCCGAAAUCUUGGUAACAGAGGAGCCCGACAGGGAGCAGGAAAGCCAGGUCAAUGAACAAGAAAAGCCUGUAGAAACUUUUAACUGGCCCCAACGCAGUGAAAGUCUUUCUAAAUUACCAACGGAAAAGCUCCCACCUAAGAAGAAAAGAAUCCGAUUAGCUGAAAUAGAGCAUUCCUCUGGGGAAUCCAGUUUUGAAUCUACCUUAUCGAGGAGCCUAAGCCGGGACAGCAGUUUGUCACGUUGUUCUAGCAUAUCGGCCUCUUUUGACCGGGAAGAGGUGACAAAGCCAGAGAGCCCACUGAAGACAGAAGGUAUUGGAAAGCCCCCUGAAUAUCAAGGACCACCAGUGGGCUGCAAUACUCUGGGAGUCCCUGGUUCACACUCUAGGGAAAUGAGACGAGCUGCAUCUGAGCAAAUCAGUUGCACUCAACCAUCAGUGGAGGUUACUUCAGAGUACCGCAGCAAAUCCUUUGACUGUGGUAGCAUAUCACCUACUAGAUCUCUGUCACCUAUGGAGACAGUUUUACCCAAGACUCCUGCAGUUACAGGAGUUCAGGUGCCUCUCAUUGAAAGAAGAAGGGGACCAUUAGUUCGGCAGAUGUCUUUAAAAAUUGGUCCUGAAACCCAGCAGCAACGAGGAAAUCUUCCCAUGUCUUUCCAACAUGGUUCUUCUGUCAAUAUGGCUCCAGUUCAACAACACAAGCUUCAGGCUGCUAGUAGAUCUUCCAUGCAACCUAUGAUGUUGCACUCAGCCAGUCAUGGUGACAUUUUUCAAAAUAAGAGUGAAAAUUUAGUCCAGAGUGUUAAUUUGGGCAGUCAAACAAGCACUCAGCAUCCUCCCGUUUAUGGGCUUCCACAUCCAUGGCAACAUAUCUCCACAGGCCUGAGUGGUCAAAGAGUUCAGCGUUCUUCAGGGCAAAUAUUAGCUGGCCAAGGAGAAAUCCAAAAUAAUUCUGCUGUUACACUUGAUUUGCAAGAAAAGAAAAACUAUGUACCCAAAUAUCAACUGCAAGUUUCCCCUUUGAAAACAAGCCAGUCAUAUUUGCUCCCAAGUGCAUCAAGUAGUGUACCUGUAAUCUCGCUUCCUGUUUCAAAUGAAGUUAUUACUGUUUCCAAGCCUUCAGAUGCAAUCCAGAAUCUCUAUAUGGUCCCACAAGUGCAGCAAAUUAUUGCAACCCCCUCGCCUGGACCGAUACAGCCAGUAGCAUCCAUUGUUUUGCCUGGGACCCUUCAGAACAAUUCGUCAUCAUUCAGCCUAGCAAACAUCACCUCUUUGCCUCAGAUAUUAGUAACCCAAGAUCAGGUCAAUUCUUCAUGUGCAACUGCUUGCAAAGUAAGCACUGCUCCAGUGCAAAUCACAGACACGGAUAUUAGAAGUUUGCCACAUGUUCAACAAGACAAGCCACAAGCUUCUGUUAAUCCCCAGGUAAAAUAUAUUCAAGUAAUUGAGAAUCAGAACCCCAUUGGUGAGAGCAGAAACAUGUCUACAUUAGGUGCCACAAACUGUGUUCAGAAAAUACAACCUGUGGGCCUUUAUCCUCAACAGGAGCCUACUGCUUCGAGCAAACGCAUGCUUUCACCUGCCAACAGCUUAGACAUUGCCAUGGAGAAGCACCAGAAACGAGCAAAAGAUGAACACGGAUCUGCAUGCUCAACUGAUGGCAGAUCACUGAACUUCUUAAACACAAGGAUGGGAGAGGUGACGAGACAAAGGAAGCUCAUGCUGGUUAGACAGGUGUGUACCACCGAACCAGCUGAUAGUCCAUUAGACUCAGAAAACUCCCAGCAGCAUCUGGAAAAGCCUGAGAUUGAAAAGGUUGUUAACAGCCAAGCAUCCAAAACCUGUAUACCCAGAGCAACAGAGGCUAUAGGAGAAGUCUCAGAAAAAGAAACGCCAGCAGUCUAUCCUGUGUCAAAUUCUGUGAUACGAAUGUCCCCAGGGCCACCCGUCUCACCUCAAACUGCCCAUUCUGCACUGAAAUCUCAAGGCAAGACUGAGGAAAGAUCUUCUGCAAAAACCCAGUUGAGGUCACAGAGUUUCCAGGGUCAGGUUAAACUCGCCUCAUCGGUUUCAGUUGUUAACGCGAGGGAUAGCCAUCGUUUGUCAUUUCCCAGCCUGAAGACCACAACGAGUUUCACCUGGUGUUUCCUAAUGAAAAGAAAGCCUCUGCAUGUCCUUCAGGCUGACCAGCGUAUUUCGGCCUAUGCCACCUGGUCCAUUAGUACAAACAACCCAAAUCCACUUGGACUGCCGACAAAAGUGGCUCUGUCGCUUUUCAAUUCCAAACAGAAAGCAAAGAAAACACACUACACUCAAGCAAUAACCACAAGCUCCAAAUCUGACAUCUUGGCGUACUCCAGCAAGUUGAAGAACAGCUUACCCAAGGUUUUAGCCCCUCAGACGUCUUUGCCAAAGGAAAAAAACAAUAAAGGCAAAGCAGAAAACCAACAGACCAGCGAGUCAGACAAGGAGUCUUCAACUAAAAGUGAGCCAAGACGAGUCAAAAUCUUUGAUGGAGGGUACAAGUCAAAUGAGGAUUAUGUGUACGUGCGGGGCAGAGGCAGAGGGAAGUACAUCUGUGAAGAGUGUGGGAUCCGAUGUAAGAAGCCCAGCAUGUUGAGGAAGCACAUUCGAACCCACACAGAUGUCCGCCCCUACCACUGCACCUACUGUAACUUUUCCUUCAAAACUAAAGGUAACCUGACCAAGCACAUGAAGUCCAAAGCCCAUAGCAAGAAAUGCAUGGAAAUGGGUGUUUCUGUGGGUCUCAUAGAUGAUCAAGACGCAGAAGAGUCAGGAGAUAAAGGGAGACUGGGAUACGAACGCCCAGGCUCAGACGUGGAGGACUCGGAUGGCGCGGACGAUGACGAUAAUGACAACGAGGAAGAGGAUGAGGAAGACAGCCAAGCAGAGUCGGUGCUGUCUGCCACCCCGUCAGUCACUGCCAGCCCUCAGCAUCACCCAGCAGGCAGUAGCCACAGCGAGUUUCCAAGCAGCGCCAGUGCGGACGAGCAGCAGAGGGUGACGAGGAGCCUGGCCAGGCUGGACACCGCUCUUCUGGAGACCCUCCCAAGCGCCUUGCUGGCACAAAUGAGUAUCUCAGGAGAUGCCUUCCCUCUGUCCACUAAAGAAGUACAGGCCAGCUCCACACACAGGAGCCCUGGCACAGAGACAGAGUCAGACGCAGUGGCGAUGCUGAGCCCCAAGUCCCCCUGCCGACAGAUGUCAAUCGAUUACCCGGAGCAGGACGAUCCUCUCAGUCCCUCGGCCUCAAACAAGGUCUCGGAGCCGUCAAAGGUUCACUUGCCAGGGGGCCAGUCCUGUCAGCAGAGUGAAGCUGGGCUGCCGGUUGAUCGCAGCACUCAGACCAAUUUAGUGCCUGCGUCUGUCUACACGGCGCCGCCACUGCAGCCCCAGUUCCUCCCUCAGAGUCAGAUAGAUCCUGCAGCAGCACCAACACACUUGUUCAGCCAUCUGCCCCUGCACUCCCAGCAGCCCACCAGAACCCCCUACAGCAUGAUCCCUGUGGGGGGCAUCCAGCUGGUGCCCGCUGGGCUGGCGGCCUACUCCACCUUUGUGCCGAUCCAGGCCGGGCCAGUGCAGCUCACCAUCCCUGCUGUGAGCGUCAUUCACCGCACAGCCAGCCCCCAUGGAGAGAAAUCCCCUGAAGGAGCGCCGUGCGCUGGCAACCCCUUGGCUAUGACCGAACAAGUGAACAAUGUGCUGCCUUGCAUUCCCAUCGGACAGGUCAGUGUUACAGGGCUGCAAACCCUCAGCACUCAGACUCUCCAGCCCCUUCCGGCUCUGGGCCUAGAGACGCUCAACAUUGUGGGCCUGGCAAACUCCAACAUCGCCCCCCAGGUGCAUCCUCAGAGCCUCACUCUGAACGCAUUAGGCUUGCAAGUGCUGGCCGCCAACCCACCAAGCCAGAACUGCCCGAGCCCACAAGCACACAUCCCUGGGCUGCAGAUCCUGAACAUAGCAUUGCCCACUCUCAUUCCAUCGGUCAGUCCGAUUGCAGCUGAAAGCCAAGGUGGGGAAGAAACUUCCAAUGUCAAUUCUAAACCCUGUGAUGCUACGCUUACUCAAGGAUCCAUAAUCCCUCCUGGGGAUGUCGACAUCAACAUUGCUGGUCGGGCAUUAACCCCACAAACAUCCACGAGUAUUCAGCUAAGGGAUUUAGAAAUCACACCCUCAAACAGGCCAGAACUGCCGUCGGGCUCCAGAAGCACUGCAGAGAGCGCAAAGUGUGACGAAGAAGUGGCGUCACGACCCAAGGCUGGCCCAGAAACGGCACCACUUCAGAGCACCAGAGGCUCUGCCAUUGAGCACUUUGUAAAGGGCAGUGAGGAAGAAGUCUCAAAGCAAGAGGCUUCUCCAGGAGGCUCCUGUGAAGCAAGGCCUCAAGGACGCCCAGGGGCCCCAAGACGUCAGAUCACAGUGGAGUACAAUGACGUCUCUAGCGAUGACGAGGACAGACUUGUAAUAGCGACCUGAUCGCUUCACGAGAGUUCUUCAUUUUAUUUUUUGUAAUGCUUGUCACUUUGUAAAACUGAAAACACUUAAAAGGUUUGCAAUUCUGCAAAUACCUCUUUCCUCAAAGCACAUUUUCUGACAUUUCAUAUUAUACGUGCAAUCAUAAAUAAUGACCAAUCUUUACCUUGUUUCUUUUUAUUUUUCUUGUCGGCUCCAGCCAUUUUUUUUUUUGUUUUUUGUACAUGUUGUAUAGACAAUUGUGCCUUUUGGAGUUUCUUGUUUAGGAACCUGUAUAUAAUACAGAGAUUACAAAUCCAGUAGUUGCUUGUGUUUAUUUAGAAAAAACAUAAAACAAAAAAACUUUUAUUUUCAAAAGUGUUAUGUCUGUCAUAAAUUUCUGAAUAAUAAAAUAUAUAUAUAUAUAUGUUGCACUGAUAUUGUACAUUUCUAUGGCUAUGGGGCAAAUGUUUCUGUGUACAGAUGUUGUAGUUCAAACUAUUUAUUGUAAUCCAUCUACUGGCCAUGAAACAUAUGUCUAUGUUUUUCCUUGUGUAAGACGGUAGCUUCACAUUUCGGUAUCUGAUGAACUGUAUCAGUAAAACUUUGUUUACAGAG